AUGAUCGUGGACAAGCCACCUCUCUUGGGCGACGAGGUCGAGCUCUCAACCGAGGACGCGCCCCCCUCCUAUGAUGCCCUCGACGACCUUCCCGUUCGCCCCCUCCCCACAAACGAAAAGGCCGGACCGUCCACACCCGCACCCGCACCCCCUCCUCCGCCCUCCUCUUCUUUAUAUCCCCACGACAAGCCCGCCCACGGGCCGGGGUCCGUCUCGCCCAAGGCCGCUGGCAAGCUCCCGUGGUUCACAUUCGGGCCUUCCUUCCGCGCAGUCAAGGGCGUGCGCGCGACGCUCUCGGGCCUUCUCCGCGACCUCGUCAAGAACGGCGACCCGACGGCCGCGCGCGGCGUGCUCGAGUCGUGCGCGGACGCGUGUCAGACGUACGACCUCUCCCUCCCCUCCAUCCUCCAGGAGCCUUCGCUCGAGGGCCACUCCGCCCUCUACUGGGCGGUCGUCAACCGCCCCGCCCCGCCCCCUCCCCCUUCACCCUCCACGUCGACGUCGACCAGCCCCCCAACACCAACGCCCGCGGACGCGGACGGCCCGGACCUGGUGACGGCGCUCCUGACGCACGCGGCGCCGCUCACGGACGCGACGGUGGACGAGCUCCGGCUCGCGUGCCUGCACACGACGGACAACGGGCUCUUCCAGCGGCUGCGGCGCACGCCCGCGUUCGCGCCGCUGUCGGGCAAGGAGGAGAUCAUCAUGGGCGGGAGCGUGCCGGUGGACGACGUCGAGGUGCUGGACGUGCCCGAGGACGAGGGCGCGUUCGUCGCGCGCUUCCGCAUCCCGCUCUUCCAGAAGCGCAUGCGCGUGUCCGAGUCGAUCGCGCUCGAGUUCAUCGCGAAAGGCCGCAUGUGGGAGCUCUCGCUCAUCGUCGCCGCGGAGAACGAGCGGACGCGGCGGAAGCUCGGCCACCGCUCCUUCAAAACCGGCAGCUGGGUCCUCAAGCUCGCCCUGCUCAGCAGCAGCCCGCCCACCGUGAUCGACUCCCGGUUCGUCAUCGACGACCCCCGCACCCGCGCCGCGCCGCGCCUGUCGUCGUCGUCGUCGUCCUUCGCGCCGUCCGCGCCCGCCUCCCCAUCGGCGUCGACGUCCGCCGCGGGUGCGCCGCGCUCGCUGUUCGGCGCGGUGAGCGACAUGGUGGCCCGCGGGGAGUCCGCCGCGGGGGCGAAGGUGCGGCCCCCGGUGGAGGUGCGGCUGCGCUCGGCGGAGCAGCUCACCGCGCCGCGGGACAGGUGGGACACAUGGGCCCGGGGGGUCAUCGUCGCACUCGAGGGGAACGCGCUGGCGAACAGUCUGCAGUACCAGGGCUGCCCGUACUUGGAGCCAGACGGUGCGCUGGUUGCGAGGCUGGAGGCGCGGCUCGCCGCGCCGGGUUCGGAUGCGGAGUGUGUUAUAUGCUAG
Messenger RNA from Epithele typhae, 1407 nucleotides. RefSeq lists its product as uncharacterized. Lineage: Eukaryota; Fungi; Basidiomycota; Agaricomycetes; Polyporales; Epitheliaceae. The record is from RefSeq and is a predicted model, not a curated record. The transcript is spliced from 3 exons. The coding region runs from base 1 to 1407 and encodes 468 amino acids.